AUUGGAGGUCGCUCCGCGCUCAUUUCCAAGCUAGUGGCUUUCAUGAAAGACACUGUAUACAAGACCCGUAUCCCUUCUGUCACGAAACGUCGAACUGGUCUCCAGCAUUUCAUGCGCAUGGGAGUUCAACUUUGGAGUCUCACCAUUGACGAACAGCGCAAGGUGCUCUCCCAGGAGGACGCCACGUGCUACGCCGCCUCGGAGAGUGACUAUGAAUGGAACGACCCUGAGCAGCCAUUCAUUGAAGUUGACGACGACAGUGACGAAGAAGAGGAGCAGGACAAGAGCGAGACUUAA
Messenger RNA from Seminavis robusta, 297 nucleotides. NCBI's taxonomy places the organism in Eukaryota, Bacillariophyta, Bacillariophyceae, Naviculales, Naviculaceae. The record is from the annotation of a GenBank genome assembly.